ACUAUCCUUAAGGCUAUUUCUACAUCUAAUUGGACCAUCCCUCCCUUCGUCUUACUUCCCAGCGUUAAUAUUAUAUACAAAUAUAUUAAUAAUUCCCUUAAUGAUGGGACAAUUAUCGCUACCUCCCUACGAAGUUAUAUAAAUAAUUAA
Messenger RNA from Neurospora tetrasperma FGSC 2508, 150 nucleotides. RefSeq lists its product as uncharacterized. Lineage: Eukaryota; Fungi; Ascomycota; Sordariomycetes; Sordariales; Sordariaceae. The transcript has a single exon. The annotation marks the transcript as partial. The record is from RefSeq and is a predicted model, not a curated record.